Molecule: messenger RNA, 1110 nt
Organism: Medioppia subpectinata
Lineage: Eukaryota; Metazoa; Arthropoda; Arachnida; Sarcoptiformes; Oppiidae
Source: the annotation of a GenBank genome assembly
AUGUUUAUCGUUGGCCUCACGGGUGGUAUCGCAAGCGGGAAGUCGUCGGUCACAAAGAUGUUGACACAAUUAGGUGUGGAUGUGAUUGACGGAGAUUUAGUGGCCCGAGAAGUGGUCAAACCGGGAAUGAAGGCCUUGGAACUGAUGAGACAGCGAUUGGGCGAAGACGUGAUCCUCGAGAGCGGAGAAAUGGACCGAAAAAGAGUGGCAGACAUUAUAUUCAACGACCCGUCGAAGAGACAACUCGUCAAUAGUAUAAUACAUCCGCAGAUUUAUAAAUACAUAUUCAGACAACUGUUUGUCUAUCUCUUGAUGUUAAGACAGUUUGUUGUCUUAGAUCUGCCACUUCUGUACGAAAGCGGAAAAAUGAGACAAUAUAUGAGUCAAAUCAUUGUCGUUAAGUGCAGUCGUGAGCAACAGAUCCAGCGAUUAAUGCAACGAAACGAUUACACGGAAGAGGAAUGCAUUUCGCGAAUUGACUCUCAGAUGUCUUUGGAUGAGAAGUGCUUAUUAGCCGACAUUGUUAUCGACAACAGUCAGGACUUGAUUCACACUCGACGACAAGUGGAACAAGUGGUCAAAGAGUUGAGUGAUGAACGAAACCAUUCGGUGGUCAAAACGGAAAGCGACUCUUCGGCCAAAUAUGUGUUGCCGGGCGAUGAGAUCACAUCCGACCAGACCUUCAUGAGAGGUCACGGCACGUAUCUGUCGACUCUCAACGACGACAAACAGCUGAUGGCGUCCAUCGCCGGCGUCGUUGAGCCCAUCAAUCGUCUCAUAUCUGUCCGACCGCUGAGAACCCGAUAUAACGGAGAGAUCGGAGAUGUGAUCGUCGGUCGCAUUACCGAAGUUCAGAGCAAGAGAUGGAGAGUCGAGACCAACGCACGGCUCGAUUCGGUGCUGCAGUUGUCCGGAGUUAACCUUCCGGGCGGUGAACUCAGGCGUAAGACCGCAGAGGACGAGGUCUUAAUGAGAAACUAUCUCAAAGAAGGCGACAUUAUUUCGGCCGAAGUGCAGAAUAUCUUCGACGACGGGUCGCUCGGACUUCACACCCGAAGCCUUAAGUACGGAAAAAUCACUUCCAUAAGCUUCCGAUCGGCGCUAAUAUGA